This is a messenger RNA of Diorhabda carinulata, 884 nucleotides long. RefSeq lists its product as uncharacterized. Lineage: Eukaryota; Metazoa; Arthropoda; Insecta; Coleoptera; Chrysomelidae. The record is from RefSeq and is a predicted model, not a curated record. The transcript has 3 exons. The coding region runs from base 164 to 604 and encodes 146 amino acids.
CUUCUGUUCCACAAUAUUGACUAAAUAAAAUCAUUAAUUGAUCAUUUGCUACGGAUUUAUUAACUUUACAUCUCUAUUACCUCCACGAUCGAAUAUUUGGAAUUUUGAUGUUAGUUUUAAACAGUUAUACGAACCGACAUGUGUGAUUUUUAAAGAUGCCAUAAUGGCCAUCGUCGAGGACGUAGAAAAAAACGUUAAAAACAAAAAUCGUAAAAAAGAUAAAGUUAUUGAAGUGCCGGUGACAGAAUCAGAUGAUUUGUUAAGGGAAGAAAGACGCAGUACCGGAAGGGCUUUAGCUACUGGAAUAAUUAUAUUUUUGGUAGGUUUAGGUGUAUACCACGCCGUGGUUUAUGGUUCUUCAAGAUUAUCUGCCCUCGUUGGCGGAUUUAUUAUAAUGUUUUUAUACGUAGUAUCGUUACUUUACGCCUCUCAUAGAAAAAAGAAACUUUUAAGGUCUAAUGAGGCGGCUCUAGAACAAGAAUUGAAGGAGGUUAUUGUGAAAGCCUCAUCAAAAUCUGAACAACACUUAUCAGAAGAAGGGAAUCGAGAAAUGACUCCAACAAACGAUCGACCAAUAUUCAUUAGAACGUAUUCAGUUGCAUAAAAAUAUCAGAUUUAUAUUUGAUAUCUAAUAUCAAUUUUUUUUUUCGUUCAAUUGAAUGUAAAAUUCAUAUUUUUUUUAUAGAACAUGAUAUAUGAUGAUUUUUUCUUCUUAUACUAUUGUUAGAAAUGUAAAUAAUCCAUUUUUACAUAAUAUAAAAGUUUCUUUUUUAAUUUGUAAAUUUGAAAAUAUCUUUAUAUUGUUUAUAUAAAUUUAUUUGUUGUUGUAUUAGAUUGUUAUUUAAUAAAAAUAGUUUUUAUUUUAAAUAAAACCGCCGGAUAUU